CUGGCUGGGCAGGACACUGCCCAGGGGCCGAACAUAGAGCAGUCCCAAGCCCUGCAGGGUGGGCGACAGCCACCGAGGACGCAGAGUGUCCCUGUAGGCUGGUGGCCAGCAGCUGCCCGUCGGCUGCACCAUGUCGGACGGCGAGGGCCCCUCGGCCGAUGACAGCGCGUCUGCCGCGAGCAGCAUGGAGGUGUCGGACCGCAUCGCCUCUCUGGAGCAGCGCGUGCAGAUGCAGGAGGACGACAUCCAGCUGCUCAAGUCUGCGCUGGCCGACGUGGUUCGGAGGCUGAACAUCACGGAGGAGCAGCAGGCCGUGCUCAACAGGAAAGGACCUACCAAAGCGAGACCGCUGGUGCAGACCCUGCCUCUGAGGACCACCGUUAACAAUGGCACCGUGUUACCAAAGAAACCCAGCGGCUCUCUGCCAUCCCCGUCGGGCGCCAGGAAAGAAACCACCGUGCCGACAACCAAAAGCAUCAAGCGGACCAGCUCUUCGGAACGCGUGUCCCCUGGUGGCCGGAGGGAGAGCUCUGGGGACUCCAAGGGAGGCCGCAACCGCACGGGCUCCACCAGCAGCUCCUCCAGCGGCAAGAAGAACAGCGAAAGCAAACCCAAGGAGCCCGUGUUCAGUGCAGCCCUUCUGUCCCUGUCUCCGAAAUCCCAAGGGAAGCGCCGGGUGACGCAUUGCAAAGAAGAAGGGUAUGUCAAAAUGUUUCUUCGUGGACGCCCGGUGACCAUGUACAUGCCCAAAGAGCAAGUGGACUCUUACAGCUUGGAUGCAAAGGUAGAGCUACCAACCAAGAGGCUGAAACUGGAAUGGGUCUAUGGGUACCGGGGCCGCGACUGCCGGAACAACCUGUACCUGCUGCCCACCGGCGAGACCGUGUACUUCAUCGCCUCGGUGGUGGUGCUGUUCAACGUGGAGGAGCAGCUGCAGAGGCACUACGCCGGACACGAUGAUGACGUCAAGUGCCUAGCAGUUCAUCCGGACAGGAUCACCAUAGCCACCGGACAGGUCGCAGGCACCUCCAAGGACGGAAAGCAACUGCUUCCCCAUGUGCGCAUCUGGGAUUCCGUGACGCUGAAUACACUGCACGUCAUCGGGAAAGGCUUUUUUGACCGGGCUGUCACCUGUAUUGCAUUUUCAAAAUCUAACGGAGGAAGCUACCUCUGCGCUGUGGACGACUCCAAUGACCACGUGCUGUCGGUGUGGGACUGGCAGAAGGAGGAGAGACUGGCCGAUGUGAAGUGUUCGAAUGAAGCGGUAUUCGCCGCGGAUUUCCACCCCACGGACACCAGCAUCAUAGUGACCUGCGGAAAAUCCCACCUGUACUUCUGGACGCUGGAAGGAAGCUCCCUUAUUAAGAAACAAGGAUUGUUUGAGAAACAAGAGAAGCCAAAGUUCGUCCUCUGUGUGACGUUUUCUGAAAACGGUGACACCAUUACUGGAGAUUCAAGUGGCAACAUCUUAGUAUGGGGAAAAGGUACCAACCGGAUAAGCUGUGCGGUUCAGGGGGCCCACGAGGGUGGCAUUUUUGCACUUUGUAUGUUAAGAGACGGCACGCUGGUGUCAGGAGGAGGGAAGGACCGGAAGCUCAUCUCCUGGAACGGAAACUAUCAAAAGCUUCAUAAAACCGAGAUUCCCGAACAGUUCGGCCCCAUACGGACAGUGGCCGAAGGCAAGGGCGAUGUCAUCUUAAUAGGCACAACGAGAAACUUCGUCCUGCAGGGCACCCUCUCGGGGGACUUCGCACCCAUCACUCAGGGUCACACGGACGAACUCUGGGGUCUGGCCGUCCAUGCCUCCAAGCCCCAGUUCCUGACCUGUGGGCACGACAAGCAUGCCACCCUAUGGGAUGCUGUUGGUCACCGGCCUGUUUGGGACAAAAUCAUCGAGGAUCCAGCUCAGUCUUCUGGUUUUCAUCCUUCAGGGUCUGUGGUUGCAGUCGGAACACUCACUGGGAGGUGGUUUGUGUUUGACACGGAGACAAAAGACCUGGUCACGGUGCACACGGAUGGGAACGAGCAGCUGUCUGUCAUGCGCUAUUCUCCAGAUGGGAAUUUUUUAGCCAUUGGCUCUCACGACAACUGUAUCUACAUAUAUGGAGUUGGCGACAACGGGAGGAAAUACACGCGUGUGGGCAAGUGCUCGGGCCACUCCAGCUUCAUCAGCCACCUGGAUUGGUCCGUAGACUCGCAGUUCCUUGUGUCCAAUUCUGGAGACUACGAGAUCCUCUACUGGGUUCCCUCAGCAUGUAAGCAGGUUGUGAGCGUGGAAGCUACGAGAGACAUCGAAUGGGCCACCUACACCUGCACUUUGGGAUUCCAUGUCUUUGGAGUGUGGCCGGAAGGCUCGGACGGAACCGACAUCAAUGCCGUCUGUCGGGCCCACGAGAAAAAGCUGCUGUCGACAGGGGAUGACUUCGGCAAAGUGCAUCUCUUCUCUUACCCCUGCUCCCAGUUUAGGGCACCAAGCCACAUCUACGGUGGGCACAGCAGCCAUGUCACCAACGUCGACUUCCUGUGUGAAGACAGCCACCUCAUCUCCACGGGCGGGAAGGACACAAGCAUCAUGCAGUGGCGGGUCAUUUAGCAGGUCAUGCCCGAGAGGACAGAUUCGCGUUCCGCUUGGUCACUGUGAUUUCUGUUUUGACUAAAAAUUCUUACAAACCUCAGGAAAACUACCCCUCUGCCGGUUACCUUAGCUUAGGGACUCAGCAAGUGUCACACCGGAUGAGCAGCUGCACGUCCGCUUCCGUUGUACAUCAGACGAAGCAGCAUCCGCAGGGUAGAGCAGGUCCCUGGGGUCACGUUGACAACGGCAUGGCCAGAAGGGACUGGUGUAUCCUUAGCAACUUUUCUAUGAACUCUUCAGAAAUGGUCACAGAAUGCCUUUUAAAAUACUGUACAUAGUCUUCACUGUUUCACCAUCUAGCCUGCUCAGUCAGAUAUUUAUGAUAAACAUGCGGUACGGAACCGUGAUCGCCGCUGACCAAUGGUCGGUCCUGGACGGAUGAAUCCUUGGGGAAGAGAGUCAGUCACUGACCACGGCCCAGUCAGGAAAUGCAAAUGUGAGACUUUCUUUGAUUACAUGUUUUAGGGUUUCAUGAAACUCUCCCUCUGGGAGGCUGGCAGGCCGGGGGUCACACUCUCGUUGUGGAAGCAGAUGAGUCUGAACAUCGCAGCAGAGCAGACAAGCGCUUCCGUUUCUGGUCACACUGCCCCUGCCUGCCACCCCACACACAGCCACCUGUCCCGCUCACGCUGAUGAAUGGCGAGACAUUUAGCGCCUUCCUCUGUAUAUUAACGGCAUGACGUGGUAUUGUACUUGUAUAGGGUGUUAGCAACUCAUAAUAAAUACCUAAGGCCAGGCUUUACUGCUUUACGCUAUGGACAUUGUACAUUUGUAUUUUAUGACCAAGUAGACCACGGUGGGAAGAAAUCUCUUCAGCGUACUUGGGAGGGGAGAGGUCUCUGAUGGCUCCAGGUACGAAGGGCAGCUUUCUCAUCCUGUCUUGUGCACGGAUGGCUCGGGACAGUGUGGAAAUAAGACUCUGCUCUGAUGGGUAGGACACAGGUGGCAUACAAACUUGUCAAGAAAGCCUUAUCCAUUGUGUGACAGAUUGCGAUUUACUGUUUACAUUGGGGAAUGUAUCUCGGAUUUUUAAUAGAAGAGUAAUAAACAGACUUAAGAACAAAUUUUAAGAUUUUUACUCGUUCUGAGCAGGUGGGUGAAUUCAGUCAUCCGAACUCUACAGCACUGGUUGUUUAGAGUGGCCGAUUGCGUGCGACACUUGGAAACGCUUUUCGUGACAUCUCUAGCCUGCUGGGGAGUGCAGGGCACCAGCAGGCACUGCGUGUUAAAGAUGAUCUGUUCCUAUGUAUCCUUAUCAAAUAUAUUCUAUAAUGAAAUAAACUUUGAAAAGUGGA
This is a messenger RNA of Cavia porcellus (domestic guinea pig), 3930 nucleotides long. It is a transcript of the gene Eml1, whose product is annotated as EMAP like 1. Gene Ontology annotation, cellular component: mitotic spindle. Gene Ontology annotation, biological process: microtubule cytoskeleton organization. The record is from RefSeq and is a predicted model, not a curated record. Lineage: Eukaryota; Metazoa; Chordata; Mammalia; Rodentia; Caviidae. The transcript is spliced from 23 exons. The coding region runs from base 131 to 2593 and encodes 820 amino acids. Gene Ontology annotation, molecular function: microtubule binding.